This is a messenger RNA of Suillus paluster, 2128 nucleotides long. RefSeq names its product Pescadillo N-terminus-domain-containing protein. Gene Ontology annotation, biological process: maturation of LSU-rRNA from tricistronic rRNA transcript (SSU-rRNA, 5.8S rRNA, LSU-rRNA); ribosome biogenesis. The record is from RefSeq and is a predicted model, not a curated record. Bases 78 to 1922 code for a protein of 614 amino acids. NCBI's taxonomy places the organism in Eukaryota, Fungi, Basidiomycota, Agaricomycetes, Boletales, Suillaceae. Gene Ontology annotation, molecular function: RNA binding. The transcript has 5 exons. Gene Ontology annotation, cellular component: nucleolus; PeBoW complex.
UCGAAAAUGCUCGUGUUGGCUGAGAGUAUAUACAUUAAGCUUUUGCAAGAUCAAUAGCUCAAUCCUUCCCGUCCGCCAUGGGUCGAUUGAAGCAAAAAGGAAAGGCUGGUGCAGCAAAGGCCUACGUUACACGGUCGUCUGCCGUGAAAAAACUUCAGUGCUCUCUGGCUGACUUCCGCCGAUUAUGUAUCCUCAAAGGAAUAUUCCCUCGUGAGCCCAGACAUAAGAAACGGGCCAAUAAGGGAUCAACAGCACCAACGUCGUUUUACUAUGCGAAAGAUAUCGCAUACCUCGCUCAUGAGCCAGUUCUCAAUAAGCUGAGGGAGCACAAGGCUUUCGCGAAAAAAAUAUCUCGGGCCCUUGGACGGGGAGAGUGGUCAACUGCGAAGAACUUGGAGGAUAAUAAACCCGUAUACCGAUUAGAUCACAUUAUCAAAGAGAGGUACCCAUCAUUUAUCGACGCGGUACGAGACAUCGAUGAUGCAAUGUGCAUGGUCUUCCUUUUCGCAUCUCUCCCUUCGAAUCCUCGGGUUUCGUCUGCUCUCAUCGAAAAUUGUGCCCGUUUGGCUGCAGAGUGGCAACUAUAUGUCAUGCACACCCGGUCACUGCGAAAGGUUUUCUUGUCUAUUAAGGGUGUAUACUACCAAGCUGAAGUUAUGGAUCAAAAUGUAACCUGGCUCGUGCCAUAUCAGUUCCCUCAGAACAUACCGUCCGAUGUGGAUGUCCGUGUUAUGCUCACCUUCCUCGAACUGUACCAGACGCUACUUGGCUUUGUGUUUUUCAAAUUAUACACAGACGCUGGACUCGUAUAUCCACCACCCUUGGACUCUGGUAAGGACGAAUCUGGAGCGGGUGUUGGAGCGUUUAAUCUUCGAUCAGCGAAACCUAGCCCAGCUGCUGGAGCACCAAAGAGCGAUGCUCCCAAGGUAUCUAGCAAGGAAGUCCGGCAGACAAUCAAAAAUAUCACUGCAGAAUCAUCAUCGGUGCCUCCUGCUGAUGUAGAUAUUGAUCGCACCGAUUCGUUCCCUGAUGCCGCUGAGGAGGAAUUUGUACCACAAACUUCAAAAUCUGAUCUUGAUGCACCGUCGUCGCUCCCUACACUUCUCUCACUCUCAUCCUUACCAAAACCAUCGUCGACAAACAUAUUUGCUCCAUAUACGUUUUGGCUAUCACGCGAAUCAUCACGAUCAAUAUUCGAGUUCCUUAUCCGGUCUUUUGGCGGUCGUAUAGGCUGGCCAGUCUCGUCAGGAGGUGGCUCGCCCUUUACGGAGGAUGACGAGGCAAUCACCCACGUCAUUAUUGACAGGCCCGUUGCUAAGGGCGACACAGCUCAGGAACAAGAACGUCGGAGACGAAGGAAGCAUGUUCAGCCUCAGUGGGUCGUUGAUUGCAUCAAUGCUGGAAAAAUCCUACUCGAGGAUUUGUAUGUCCAAGGAAAGGCACUUCCGCCCCACUUAUCGCCAUUCGGCGAGCGAGAUGGAGCGUAUGAUCCAACCAUUGGCCUGGCGAACGUCGGAAACUCUUUGGUUGACGACGCUGAACUCAACGAGGACAGUGAGGUAGAAGAUGUGGAGAUGGCAGAAUUAGAUGAAGGCGUGACUUCAAUGGCUGCCUUGGCAGUGGCUGCUGCAGAUGACCCAGAGGCCUUGCGUGCUGCGGAGCUCGCAGCAGAAGCAGCAGGUGUCGACUAUGGCACAUUCGAGAAGGAGGUACAGAAGAAACAGCAGAAGCAGAAGCAAGAUGCUGUUGUCGAUGGCGGGGGUGAGGAAGACAUGAACAAGAUAUUGAUGAGCAAACGCAAGCGCCAGUUGUACGAAAGGAUGAAGUACGGGGAGAGAAAACGAGCUACCGAGCACGCAAAACUCGAAGAAAAGAGGACAAAGAUUGAAAAGGACAGGCGACGAAAGGCCAGGACAACAUGAAAUGUCUUGGAGUCUCCCCUGUAGCAUGGUGUUCGUAGAAGUUGCGACUGCGACUGCGCUGGCACAAUGUAAACCAUUACUUGUCCUAGCAUUUGUGCACUGGGAAUGUGGUAUAUCGAAUCCCACAAACGAUUAGCAUUAGUUCAUUUUGAAUGAACUCUGAAAUGAUUGGUGAAGCAAUGAAAGUCCGUAAAGAGUUGUUAGCC